Messenger RNA from Jatropha curcas, 2969 nucleotides. The record is from RefSeq and is a predicted model, not a curated record. NCBI's taxonomy places the organism in Eukaryota, Viridiplantae, Streptophyta, Magnoliopsida, Malpighiales, Euphorbiaceae.
GUUUGGUUCUGUUUUAAACUUUGGAACAUAAAUCAUUUGGGUCCAUAUGGUUGAUCUUAAUAUUACUGCUUGGCUUAAUUUGAGACUUGAGCUUUCGCUGAGGUUCCUGGAGUUGCUUUGUUACUUCGUUUUGAAGGAUAUUCUAUGGAGGUUCUCUGAUUCAAUAUUUCUCAUUUUAAUCCUUGUAUCUGUUUAUCUUGAAACUGUAAGAUCACAUGCCUGUAUUUUGCUUCCAAAUUCUUUAUGUUAGCGCUUUGAGCUGUUCCAUUCAUAGUAGCCUUAAUUAGCUUCCUCUCUACCCCUUCAUCAAGUUUGCAUAACCGAAUUGCCUAGAAAUUACUGGAAUUGAAGUCUUUGAAGCCUUUUCAAUUCCUGAUAUUUCAUUCUGAUUCCAGCCUAUUCAAAAUCCUAAUUUUGGAAGUCCUGAUUUCUUUUAGCUUAAUUGUUGGGUGGCAUUUUUGCAUCACGGUUUUAUUGGUGUAAAUUAGAGAAAAAAUGCAGAAGCCUCCACAAGCUAUUGAUUUUGCUCUAAAGGAGACCUCACCAAACAUUGGUGCAGGAGCUGUCACAGCUGAUAAGCUUGCCUGCACCUAUGACCUUGUUGAACAAAUGCAAUAUUUGUAUGUUCGUGUGGUGAAGGCCAAGGAUUUGCCCGGUAAAGAUGUUACUGGUAGUUGUGAUCCUUAUGUUGAAGUAAAGCUUGGGAAUUAUAAGGGAACAACUAAGCAUUUUGAGAAGAAGACGAACCCUGAGUGGAAUCAAGUGUUUGCUUUCUCUAAAGAGAGAAUUCAAGCUUCCUUUUUGGAGGUUUCAGUGAAAGACAAGGCUGUUGUUUUAGAUGACUUGAUUGGAAGGGUUAUGUUUGAGCUAAAUGAUGUCCCAAAACGUGUUCCCCCUGAUAGUCCUUUGGCACCACAGUGGUAUAGAUUGGAAGACCGGAAGGGGGAUAAAAUUAAGACAGGAGAGCUGAUGUUAGCUGUCUGGAUGGGAACUCAAGCAGACGAGUCAUUUCCUGAUGCUUGGCAUUCAGAUGCAGCAGCCGUUGGUCCUGAUGGGGUUGCGAACAUCCGAUCAAAGGUAUAUCUUUCACCUAAGCUUUGGUAUGUUAGGGUCAAUGUGAUUGAAGCUCAGGAUUUGGUACCUGGUGAUAAAAGUAGGUUCCCUGAAGCUUUUGUGAAGGUCACUUUAGGAAAUCAAGCAUUGAGAACUAGAAUUUCCCAAAGUAGGAGUAUCCAUCCAAUGUGGAAUGAAGACUUGAUAUUUGUAGUUGCUGAACCUUUCGAGGAGCCUUUGAUUUUGACAGUGGAAGAUAGAGUAGGAUCAAACAAAGAUGAAAUUUUGGGGAAAUGUGUGAUCCCUUUGCAGAUUGUGCAGAGAAGGCUAGACCAUAAGCCGGUCAACACUAGGUGGUAUAAUCUUGAAAAGCAUGUGACUGCAGAAGUGGAACAAAAGAAGGAGAUCAAAUUUGCUAGUAGAAUCCAUUUGAGAGUUUGUCUAGAUGGUGGUUAUCAUGUAUUGGAUGAAUCAACACACUAUAGCAGUGACCUUAGGCCAACAGCAAAGCAACUAUGGAGGCCUAGCAUUGGGAUUUUGGAACUUGGGAUUCUCAAUGCUGUGGGGCUCAUGCCUAUGAAGACCAAGGAGGGGCGAGGAACCACGGAUGCCUAUUGUGUAGCUAAGUAUGGACAGAAAUGGAUCCGGACAAGAACAAUUGUUGACAGUUUCACUCCAAGAUGGAAUGAACAAUACACUUGGGAAGUUUUCGACCCCUGUACUGUCAUUACUAUAGGGGUAUUUGAUAAUGGUCAUGUACAUGGGGGAGGUGGAGGGGGGAAGGAUUCAAGAAUUGGGAAAGUGAGGAUUAGGCUAUCGACACUUGAAACUGAUAGAGUUUACACACAUUCAUAUCCUCUUAUAGUAUUGCAACCUUCAGGUGUUAAAAAGACAGGUGAAGUUCAAUUAGCUGUAAGGUUCACAUGCUCAUCUUUGAUUAACAUGUUACAUAUGUAUUCACAUCCAUUGUUACCCAAAAUGCACUACAUCCAUCCAUUAUCUGUGGUGCAACUUGAUAGCUUGAGGCACCAAGCUAUGCAAAUUGUCUCUAUGAGGUUGAGCCGAGCCGAGCCACCUCUAAGGAAGGAGAUUGUGGAAUAUAUGCUAGAUGUGGAUUCACAUAUGUGGAGUAUGAGGAGAAGCAAAGCCAAUUUUUUUAGAAUUAUGGGCGUCCUAAGAGGUUUGAUUGCAGUUGGAAAAUGGUUCGACCAAAUUUGUAACUGGAAAAACCCUCUUACAACUAUUUUGAUUCACAUUCUUUUCAUAAUCUUAGUCCUUUAUCCUGAACUAAUACUGCCAACGAUCUUUCUUUACCUUUUCUUGAUUGGAAUUUGGAAUUACCGGUGGAGGCCCAGACACCCUCCUCACAUGGACAUCAGACUCUCCCAUGCUGAUGCAGCCCAUCCUGAUGAACUUGAUGAAGAAUUUGAUACAUUCCCUACCACCAAGCCAUCAGAUAUUGUCAGAAUGAGAUAUGAUCGUCUUAGAAGUAUAGCCGGACGGGUACAGACAGUAGUCGGAGACUUGGCAACUCAAGGUGAAAGAUUCCAGUCUUUGCUUAGUUGGAGAGAUCCAAGAGCAACUACUCUAUUUGUGAUAUUCUGUCUAAAAGCUGCUGUAAUCCUGUAUGUUACUCCUUUUCAAGUUGUUGCUCUACUGGUUGGUCUUUAUGUGUUAAGACAUCCCAGAUUCCGCCACAAGCUCCCUUCAGUUCAUCUCAAUUUCUUCAGAAGGUUACCUGCAAGGUCAGAUAGCAUGAUAUAAUAAACAAAAAUAUGCAUUUUAGCAAGGCAAAAGCUGCAGGGACAAUGUCAUUUUUUGCCUAUUUGUACUGUUAAAAUCCUUAACAUUGUAGUUUCUCUCGUUGAUGACUUUAUUGAUUUCUAUUCAUUGCAAUCAAUUAAUGUGGGUACUAA